Vitrella brassicaformis is the source of this 2265-nucleotide messenger RNA. NCBI's taxonomy places the organism in Eukaryota, Vitrellaceae. The record is from the annotation of a GenBank genome assembly.
CUUUUGGGAAACUGCGCGCCAAUUUGAAUUCUCCCGCUCACUGUCGAUGCUCUUGACCGGCCGCCUAUCCCUUCUCCGUCUGCAGCUGGCCGCUCUCCCCAUCUGCCAGAGCCUCGCAUCUGCCCAUCUCGCAUCGAUCUUCCGCCACUUUCACACAUCAUCGUCAACAGCUGAGUCGGUCACCAUGGGCAUGCGCUGCGAGUGGACGCGCAUAGGGGAGGGUGAGGGCAAGCCCAGCAGCCGCAGCUCCCACUCCGUCAACAUCAACAACAACAACGUCUAUCUGUUCGGCGGCGAGUCCGCCCCAAGAACACCCAUAGACAGCAAGAUCCACGUGUAUGACCUCAAGAGCGACACCUGGACGACUCCCGUGACCCUCAACGAACCCCCAUCCGCGCGUCUCGCGCACGGGGCGGCAUUCGCGAACGGCAAGCUGUACGUGUUCGGAGGGCAGACGUCAGUGGCGGCGAGCGUGGACAUCGAAGACAAGGACAAGCGCGAGGAGGCCACACUCAACGACCUGUUCGUCUUCGACCCGGAGACCAGCACCUGGACUGAGGUGGGCAUGGGCAACAGCAACAGACGGCACACCGUCCACACAGACACACACAUAUUGCCAUGGUUCUUUCUCCCUGUCUGUGUGCUGGUGUGUAGCUGACCAGCCAGACGCACGGCCCAACCCCCGAGCGCCGCAGCUACCACACCAUGACAAGCUACAGCAACAAGAUCUACCUAUUUGGCGGAGUCGGAGUCAACGGACGGCUGAAUGAUCUGCACGAGUUCGACCCCGCGACCCUCACGUGGCGACAGCUGGCGUCACCUGACAGCGACAAGUGCCCUGGUGGGCGAGGCAAAGAAUGGGUGGGGUGAGAGUGAUGUGCUUGCAUGUGUGUGUGUGUGUAUGUGUGUGUGCGCGUAUGACAGGGAGAGGCGGCUCGGCGGUUGUGGCCUACAAGGGGAAGCUGUACGUCGUCAACGGCUUCGCAGGUAGGUGCCUGAGACUGAGCAGGAAGGCGGCACGGCACAGGUCAUCCACUUGCAUCUGCAACCCUUCUCUUCUUUUUCCAUCAGGCCACGAGAGGAAUGAUGUGCAUGAGUACGACAUCGGCAGCAACACGUGGCGGCAGACCGAGUGGACGGGCGACAACCCACCCAGAAGCGUCUCGGCUGUCGUCGUCGCUGGCGGCGGUAUCAUCACCAUGGGCGGCGAGGCCGACCCAUCAAAACUGGGACACGCAGGUACAGAUCACACCACAAGCAAGACACCUCCUCAGCACACAUACGCAGACAGACGGCUCAUGCAUCUCCCUCCUCUGUGCAGGUGCGGGCAAGUUCACCGAUGCCGUGUUCCAUUUUUCUCCGCGUACGAACCACUGGACCCGCCUGCUGUGCGAGGGGGUCGGCAAUGGCAAGAUGCCGAUGCCCCGUGGCUGGCACACGGGGGCAGCACUCAGCGACGGCUCGGGGCUGGUGAUUUUUGGUGGCGUCGAUACCGACAACGCCCGCCUGGAUGAUUUUUGGAAACUGACUCUGGUGAUAUCUGCGUCAGAGCCAGUGGAGUCGGGCGGGCAGGUCAGACGCAAUUACGACUGAGUGGCAGGCAGACAAGAGGCAGGUCCGUGGGCUAUGUGGGCUGCUAUGCUAAGCGGUCGGGUGGUUUGAAGGAUGGGUGGAUGCAUGUGUGUGCGCUGUUCCGUGCCUUCAGAAGUUGCUGUGCUGGUGCAGCGCAGCGGUGCAUGUUUUUCGGUUGCGGGUCGUCUUUAUCGACUCUGCUCACGUACCUCUGCUGUACGUCUGUCUGUCUGUCUGGAUGGGCCAUGGGCGUCUUCUAUCGCACCACGGCGGUGCUUCGUGAUUUGUGUGUCGUUUUGGUCUGCGUCUGCCAUCGAGUCGGAUGCCUCACGGGCGGUUGACGGCUGAUGAACCAGCUGUCGUCCAGAUGACUUUUUGGCCAUCCGACCCAUGGCUGAUGGACGCAGACCAAAGACACACUAUGUGUAUCACACACACAAGGAUGAUCCUGUCUUCUGUCGGCUGCUGAUUGGUGGUUGGAGUAUGAUGCGGUUGUGCAUCCGCAGGGCGUGUGUAUGUUCCAACUACUCGGAUGGGCUAUUCGCUGAUGAGCCACGGGCAGGAAGCCGACACUUCACUGCUCGUAUCUCUUGAGGGUCUGGCGCAUCAGGAUGGUUGGAACAGCACCAUAUCAAUGAGAGACGUUGAGACUCGCCAGCCGAGAUGAUCCGUCAAUCCAUCAGCAGCACCGAA